This is a messenger RNA of Hydra vulgaris (swiftwater hydra), 1631 nucleotides long. RefSeq lists its product as uncharacterized. The record is from RefSeq and is a predicted model, not a curated record. Lineage: Eukaryota; Metazoa; Cnidaria; Hydrozoa; Anthoathecata; Hydridae.
AUGAGUAGUAACUACGAAAAAGCUACUCCCUUUAUGAAAUUAUUUUGGGACCAGCAAAAGAAAAUGUGUAAUAAAAAUUUUGGCUCAAUAAAGUAUCACCCUAUGAUAAUACGGUUUUGCCUCUCACUUGCCUCAAAGUCGGCCUCAGCUUAUGAUGAGUUGCGCUCAUCAAAUGUACUAACAUUACCAAGUCGCAGAACUCUAAGAGAUUAUAAGAAUUUCAUUCGACCGAAUGCUGGAUUAAAUCCUCCCGUAAUUGAAGAAUUGAAUAAAAUUAGUAUUAACCUAGUUGGCUACCAACGAUAUGUAACGUUAUCUUUUGAUGAAGUAAAAAUACAAGAAAAACUUGUUUUUAAUAAACACACAGGUGACAUUAUAGGUUUUGUAGAUUUAGGUGAACCUGAUUUAUAUUCUACUUUUCAAAAGGAAGAUUCUUUAGCAAGCCAUGUUCUAGUCUACUUCAUUCGAGGGAUUGCUUCUGACUUAAAGUUUGCUUUAUGUCACUUUGCUACUAAAGGUCUCACCUCGUUUCAACUAAUGCCAACUUUCUGGGAAGCAGUUGGAGUUUUAGAACUGACAUGUAAAUUAUAUGUUAUAGCUGCAGUAUCGGAUGGUGCAGCACCAAACAGAAAGUUCUAUCGAAUGCAUAGUAUGUUUGAUGACAAAUUAGAUUGUAAUGUUGUUCAUCGAUGCAUUAAUAUUUAUGCCCCUGAACGGUACUUAUGGUUUUUUGCUGAUGCUCCCCAUCUCAUCAAAACAGCAAGGAACUGUUUAUAUCACUCAGGGGAUGGAAGGGGUACACAAAGUCUUUGGAAUGAUGGACAACAAUUGAUUUGGUACCAUAUCACAAGAAUAGUCAAUGACGAAAUGAAAAAUGGGUUAAAAAUUAUACCAAAGUUAACACAGGAUCAUAUUAAACUUAGUGCUUAUUCUGUUAUGAAUGUAAGACUUGCAGCCCAGGUUUUAAGUAGUAGUGUCAGUAACAUUUUAAAAAAUUAUUACCCUGAUGAUACAAAUGGAACUGCAAAAUUUUGUGAAAUGUUAGAUAGUUUUUUUGAUUGCUUAAAUGUGCGAAACAGCAGUGAAGGGAUAAUGAAACGCAAACCAUUUUUAUUACCAUACACGGAUGUUAAUGACGAGCGUUUGACAUGGCUACAGAAUACAUUUUUAUGCUAUCUAGAAAAAUGGAAAGAGUGUAUUAUUAAUUGUCCUGGUAACUUUUCCAACAAUGCAAAAGGAAGAAUGUUUAUCUCUUGGCAAACAUACGAAGGACUUCAAAUAACUGUAAUGUCUGUUAUCGAAUUGGUAAAAUUUUUAUUAAAAAGUGGUAUGCCGUUUGUUUUGACUGAAAAAUUCAAUCAAGACGUUUUGGAGGAAUACUUUGGUAGAUAACGGAGUUGAGGUCGAAGAAAUGACAACCCUACACUAUAUCAAUUUGGUUACCAGUCAAAUACCUUGCGAUUGCAAAGAUCAAUUGCGCCGGUUACUGGAAAUACUAAAGGUGGUCAUGGUCAAAAACGUGAAGUAUCUUGGAGUGUUGUUGAUAAUGAAAAGUUACCAAAACGAAAAAAAAACCUAUAAAUAUAAUCUAAAUAUAAACAUAGCAUAUAACAAAAUAUAUCAAUUAUUUG